UGGUAUAUACCGCAAGACCUCUGUUUGUUUUUAUGUUCUCUACAUUUUGUCAAGUAUAUGAACUAAAACUGAACUAUAUUUUCCCUGUGUGGCGGUUUCAUCCCAAUCUGGUGCUUCCAGUUACCGGCGCACGCACUGAUCAGGUGGAGAGAGUGUUAAAAUCACAUUUUCAAGAGGCGCAGAAACUGAAGAAGGAGCUUGAACUAUUGAUUGUUAUUCUUCCAGAUAUAAUGGCUCGCUAUAUGUUAUGUAACCAUUUGCAAUAUUUUGAUUCUAAUAUUUUUUAUGGUCCAGUGCUUUUAUUGAAUGUUUGUGUUGUCUGUCCAUGGUUUUGCUUGCAGUCACACUUCUGUGUAAUGGUAUAUGUCUCACUAAUCGCUGUUUUUGAAUAUUCAUGAAGGCGGUCUAAGGAGAAUUUGUGAGACCGGCCUUGGAAUAGUUUCACAGUGUUGCUUGACAAAACAAGUCUUCAAGAUGAGCACGCAAUAUCUAGCGAAUGUGGCUUUAAAGAUUAACGUCAAAGUUGGGGGAAUAAAUACAGUUCUUGUUGAUGCUUUAUCGAGGCGUAUUCCACUUGUCAGUGACCGCCCUACAAUUAUUUUUGGUGCCAAUGUCACCCAUCCUCAUCCUGGAAAAGAUUCCCGCCCCUCGACUGCAGCAGUGGUUGCUUCACAAGAUUAAUUGGCCAGUGAUAACAAAGUAUGCUGAAUUGGUUUGUGCUCAAGCCCAUAGACAAGAGCUAUCCAGGAUCUGUACAAGAGCUGGCAGGAUCCAAAUAGAUAAACUGUAUCAGGGGGAAUGAUCAAGGAUGGUGUUAGUGAGGGGGCAGUUCUAUCAAGUUCUUCUGUAUGAACUUGAUGCAAUUCGCAAGGCUUGCACUUCAUUAGAGCCAAAUUAUCAGCCUCCGGUUACAUUUGUUGUGGUUCAGAAACGCCAUCAUACUAGGUUGUUUGCCAACAAUAAUCGCGACCAUAAUUUAGUUGAUAGGAGUGGAAAUAUUUUGCCUGGGACUGUUGUGGAUUCCAAAAUCUGUCACCCCACCGAGUUUGAUUUCUAUCUUUACGGCCAUGCUGGCAUCCAAGGAACUAGCCGUCCAACACAUUAUCAUGUUCUUUGGGAUGAGAACAAGUUCUCGGCAGAUGGAUUACAGUCCCUCACUAACAAUCUAUGUUACACUUAGGCCAAGUGCACAAGAUUUGUUUUAAUAGUUCUCCAGCAUAUUAUGCUCACUUGGCAGCAUUUCAAGCUCGCUUCUAUAUAGAACCUGAAACAUCUGAUAGUGACUAGUGAGUCAAUGGCAAGUGGUGCUGUUGGUGGUCGUGGAUGAUUUGGUUCCGGUUGUUUAUCUUUUGGCGAAUUGGAUCGCACCUGCUCAUGAAGGGUUGGAGCUUGGAACUGGGAAUGCGAGUGUUAUUAAAGUGCUGGAUGAAACUUGUGGAUGCAAUGAAGCUCAGAUUAGGAAGCAGUACAAAGUAAUGAGAGAAAGUCACUAAGGUCUUUAACACAUUUCAGCUCAUUGCCAAGGAGAUCCAGUCUGACUUUUGCUAUUUGAUUUAUUAUUGAGCUAUUUUGACAUUGCAGUGAUUAUUACAUAGAAGAAGCAAUUUGGAAAUGGUUGAAAUAGAUUAUCAUAAUAACAUUCUCAUUCAAACAAAUAUUGCUUAAUGACAAUUUAUUAUCAUCAUGUGUAACCACUAUUCAAUCUUGUUAUAUAACA
Daucus carota subsp. sativus is the source of this 1717-nucleotide messenger RNA. Its product is annotated as protein argonaute 10-like. Gene Ontology annotation, biological process: regulatory ncRNA-mediated post-transcriptional gene silencing. Gene Ontology annotation, cellular component: cytoplasm. The record is from RefSeq and is a predicted model, not a curated record. Gene Ontology annotation, molecular function: RNA binding; RNA endonuclease activity. NCBI's taxonomy places the organism in Eukaryota, Viridiplantae, Streptophyta, Magnoliopsida, Apiales, Apiaceae. The transcript has 8 exons. Bases 809 to 1180 code for a protein of 123 amino acids.